UGUUAGAAAGACAAAUUAACCGCCUGUCUCCUUGAUUAGUAGAUUAUUAAGAAACAAAGUUAAACCAGUUUUAUUGUUGUUUAAUUUCAAUUAACUUGGAAAUCAAGUUUCCUUUUAAUUGUUGUGAAAACUUUAAUUGUUCAGAAAUAAACAUUAGCUUGUUUAUUAACCUUUCUACUUCUAAUGAUACUAAUCAUUCAACUCUAAAUGAAUGUGAGUACUUUUUGUUUACCAUCAGUUGCUAAUCAAUAACAACAAUCUACUAACCCAAACAAACAACAACCUUAAUUGUUUAGUUACCUGUAAACAUUAUUGUCUUCCUAUCAUAUUUGUCAUCAUAAUCAUAAUCAUCGUCUUCCGGUGUAAUUCAAAUGGAAGCCAAUACUGAGAUUCGUCAUCUUCGUCCUUGUGAUCGUCGUUGUUUAAUUGAAAUGUUAGAUUCUGGUGAUCAUUGGAAACAAUUAGCUUCCAUUUUACCGAAACCCGAUUGUAAUGAAGGCUAUUUAAUUACUAGUAAGAUGAUCCAAUUGUUGGAAAAUCACAAGAAUCAAAUUAACGGAUCUCCAACUCGAGCUCUUCUUGAUUAUUGGGGUACAUAUGGACGAAAACGAGCAACAAUUAAGGAUCUAAUUGAUAAUUUAAUUACUUGUAAAUUAUAUCAAGCAGCUGAUUACGUUUCAAUUAAACUUUUGAAUGAAGGUCCAGUGAUUAGAGACUCUGAUAAGUUAGAUGACCAAACAAUUAACAAAAACGGUAAACAAUUAAACGACAAAGUUCAAACAGAUUGUGGAAAUGAAUCAAAUCUGAAACAAUUAACUUCCAAUCAAGUUAAUCAACUCGAUGUUGUUCAAUCAACUGACGUAACAUCAUUUAGUCUUGAUGACAAUUCACUUAAUUGUCAAGUUAAAUUAAUGUUGGAACGAGAUUCAGGAAUUAAAAAAUAUUCUUACAAUCAACUUAACCAAAGUACCAACAAUUUCAAUUCAUUGCCAUUAAAUGAAGGUGGAUACAAAUUGGGUGAAGGUGCUUAUGGUAUUGUUUAUUUGGGCCGAGACAAUUGCUUGGGAAAACCGAUCGCAAUUAAAUGUGUUCGAGAUGAAUAUGGUAAACAAUUUAUUCGUGAAUUAGAUGUUCUAACUCGAUUUAGUCACGAAAAUCUAUUAGCUUUACUUGGGAUCGCUUGUGAUGGUAACAAUUUAUGCCUCGUUUAUGAAUAUAUGGUCAAUGGGUCACUUGGCGAUCGAUUGAUUUGUCUAAAUAAUACCGAACCGAUUCCCUGGACAAUUAGGAAACAAAUCGCAAUUGGAUCGGCUCGUGGUCUUAAUCAUCUUCACGCCAAUUCAUUUAUCCAUCGAGAUAUAAAAAGUGCUAAUAUUUUAUUAGAUUACAAUUGGAAUCCAAAGAUUGGUGAUUUUGGAUUGUCUCGAUUUAAUUAUUCAUCAUCUUCUUCAACACAAUCAACUUCCUUUUCAACCAAUUUCACCUCCACAAUCAUUGGCACAUCGAUUUACAUGGCACCGGAAUCAUUUCGAGGACAAUUAACUACGAAAAUGGACAUUUACUCGUUUGGUAUUGUCUUGUUAGAACUUGUAACGGGAUUAAGUCCAUUCGACGAGAAUCGUGAAGGAGGUGAUAUCCUUUCAUGGUCACAAUCAGUGAUCGAUAUUGAUUCUAAUGAUGAUUUAACAGUUGAUUUGGUUGAAUCAAUUAUUGAUCCUAAGGCUGGUCAAUGGGAUCUCAAUGUUGCAAUGUCCAUUAUUAAAUUGUCUCGACAAUCAACUGAAUAUGAUAAAAAAGACAGACCAACUAUUGAAUUGAUUUUAAAUCAUCUCAAUCAAUUGUGAUUAUCAAUAGAAAGUCAAUUUUUUAUAUUUUAAACUUGAUUAACUAAUUAAAUGUUUCUUUGAUCACCACAAGAGGACAUACCAACAACAUUUAACAAAUUGUGUGUUGAUAUAGAGGAAGUUGAUUGUUGCAAAUGAUUUAAUCAAUCUCGUUUUAAUUGAUCAAGUGACUUGACAGUAAUUCACAAAAUUAAUGAUUUCUAUUGAAAUUUUCAUCAAUCAAAUUUUUCGUUUCAAUAAAUUGUUUCAAUUA
Messenger RNA from Panonychus citri (citrus red mite), 2097 nucleotides. RefSeq names its product interleukin-1 receptor-associated kinase 4-like. The record is from RefSeq and is a predicted model, not a curated record. Lineage: Eukaryota; Metazoa; Arthropoda; Arachnida; Trombidiformes; Tetranychidae. Gene Ontology annotation, molecular function: ATP binding; protein binding; protein kinase activity. Gene Ontology annotation, biological process: protein phosphorylation; signal transduction. Gene Ontology annotation, cellular component: plasma membrane. The coding region runs from base 372 to 1844 and encodes 490 amino acids. The transcript is spliced from 2 exons.